AUGGAGAACGAAACACUUAAGAAGGAAUUAGCUAACAUUCCCUCUAGAAUUUCAUUAACUUCUGAUUUGUGGACAGCUUGUACUACUGAGGGUUAUAUUUUCUUGACUGCCCAUUAUGUUGAUUCAAAUUGGAAUUUUAAGAGUAGGAUUCUUAACUUUUGUCGCAUGCCUCCCCCACAUACAGGAUCUGAGUUGUCGAAAAAGAUUCUUGAAUUUUUAUCUGAUUGGGGAAUUGAGAAGAAUAUUUUUUCACUCACAUUAGAUAAUGCUUCAGCUAAUGACGUGAUGCAAGCUAACUUGAAAAGACAACUUGCCUUGCAAAAAUGGUUGUUAUCUGAUGGAGAGUUCUUUCAUAUUUGUUGUUCUGCACAUGUUUUAAAUUUAAUUGUUCAAGAGGGUUUGAAAUUACUUGGUGAUGCGUUGGAAAAAAUUAGAGAAAGUGUCAAAUAUGUGAAGGGCUCAUAUGGUAGAAUGAAAAAAUUCAAGGAAUGCAUUGAACUCAUUGGUGGUGUUGAAACUUCGGUUGGUUUGUCUUAUGAUGUUUCCACUAGAUGGAACUCUACUUAUUUGAUGCUUCAAAGUGCAUUGAAGUAUCGACGUGUAUUUGAAAGUCUUAGUUUUCAUGAUGAUAAUUAUAAGGUUUUCCCUUCAGAAGAAGAUUGGGAAAAAGGAGAUAAGAUAUGCACAUUCUUGUUGCCAUUCUAUGAGACCACAAACUUAAUUUUCGGAAUGUCUUAUCCUACUUCUAAUUUGUAUUUUUUGCAAUUUUGGAAAAUUCAGUGUGUUUUGAUGGCAAACAUCAAAGAUAAAGACACUCUUAUUAAGACAUGGCUAAAAAAAAUUAUGAUCAAAUUUGAUAAGUAUUGGAGUGAUUAUUUAGGAGUAGUUCUUGACCCAAGGAUUAAGCUUACCUCUUUGGAAUGUAUUUAUGAAAAAGUUUAUCCACUUACCUCAAAUCUUAGAACAGAGGAAAUAAAGCAGAAGUUGUACACUCUCUUUGAGAUGUAUCAUUCCCUUCACACUUCAUCUUUCACAACUUCCCAAACUCGAUCUUCCAACACUAGAGGAGAAUCAAGUUCUCACGCCUUCACUAAAGGUUUGUUCAAUGUAAGUAGCUUGUUUCAUUAUAUUAUUUUAUGCUUGCUUUAA
Molecule: messenger RNA, 1149 nt
Organism: Vicia faba (fava bean)
Lineage: Eukaryota; Viridiplantae; Streptophyta; Magnoliopsida; Fabales; Fabaceae
Source: the annotation of a GenBank genome assembly